Molecule: messenger RNA, 1014 nt
Organism: Penaeus vannamei (Pacific white shrimp)
Lineage: Eukaryota; Metazoa; Arthropoda; Malacostraca; Decapoda; Penaeidae
Source: RefSeq, a predicted model, not a curated record
AUGAGAGGCGUCCCGGCGUGCCCUUCUUGCCCCCAAUGUGGUGUGGAUGCCGACGGUUAUUUAGCGAUAGUUAAUGGUGCGAUCGACCAGCUGAUGAUGAUGGUGGUGAUGGUGUCAUGUGUCCCUCAGAGGGUUGUAAGAGAUUCAAAUGCAAGAUUACACAAGGGCGGCCGGGGAUGUCUUGAGCAACUUGAGACGUCGGGAGGAGUCUUUUCGGAAAGGGAUGGGAACCGCGAACGUGUCUCGGACAUUGUAAGUUAUAGUGUAAGUGGUAGUGGCAGUGUAAUUGGCAAUGUCAGUGGAAGUGAUAGUGUCAGUUUAAGUGUUAAUGUCUGUGCCGUCAACAAGAUCCCACCCAACACCUGGCUGCCAGCACUUCCACCUGCCAACACCUACCUACCAACAGGAGGGAACACGCCCCUUAGACCCCCAUUAGAAACCCUACAAGACCCCCCCAAGAACCCCCAAUCCAAAGACCCUACAGACCCCCCCAAGAACCCCCAAUCCACAGACCCCAAUCCACAAGACCCCACCCCAAGACCCCCCAAUCCACAAGACCCCAAGACCCCCAAUCCACAAGACCCCCCAAUCCACAAGACCCCACCCAAGACCCCCAAUUCCCACAAGACCCCAAGACCCCCCCAAUUCCAGCACCCCCUAAGACCCCCCAAUCCACAAGACCCCCCCGCCAAGACCCCCCAAUCCAAAAGACGCCCCCAAAGACCCCCCAAUCCACACAAAGAAGUUCGUGUUCAGCGGGACAAGACGACGAGGCGACGAGGCGACGAGCGACGAGGCGACGAGGCGACGAGAGAGGCGACGAAAACCGCCCGCGUCCAAAGUUAUCCACGUCACCUGAGUCUCGGAAAGUUCACAAUUCGCGAGAAGCAAGUCUUGAAGUCCCCUUGCGAAGACUGUGAAGAAUCGGAUGGGAGCUUGGAACGCCAACUGAGUAUAAACUGCAUUACCAGUCAACAUGAAACUUACACCAUAAUGCCUGGAAAAUACCUCUAA